AUAUUUUAGCACUGCUGCAUUUAAAUAUGUUAUAGGCACCCAGUAGCACUGCCACGACUGGGAGCACUACCUAGGAGCAUUUCAUGUAUUAUAUAUGGAACAGAACUGGCCAGAAAAAAGAUGGCAAAUUAAACGAAGGAGGCCUACAGCCUGAACCGGCUUGAACUCCACGUGGAGGAACUGAUGACCCACCUGCUCCUUCAAGGCUGGUAGGACUCCAACUGUUCCCCAAUACAGUUGUUAUUACGGACAUAUAUUUCGGAACACAAGGCUCAUUCUCCAGCCUCACUGGACACACCCACCAGGGACCUAAACAGGUCGGGAGUGAUGCUGGUAGCAACCACAAAAGAAGGAGAGGGACAGGCGGCUCCAACACUUGAAGAAGACGGCGAUGAAUGACUUUUCCGACCCUGGCUGGACCAGUAUCAACCGAGGGGUACUGAUCUGCGAUGAAUGCUGUUCAGUUCACCGCAGUUUAGGCCGCCAUAUCUCCAUAGUCAAGCACUUGAGGCACAGCGGAUGGCCGCCCGCGUUAAUGCAGAUGGUUCAAACAUUGGCCGGCAAUGGUGCCAAUUCCAUAUGGGAACACAGUCUUCUGGACCCUGCUCAGGUGCAGAGCGGCCGAAGAAAACCCAACCCACAGGACAAAGUCCAUCCUACAAAGUCAGAGUUUAUCAGAGCCAAAUACCAGAUGCUGGCCUUUGUGCACAAGCUACCCUGUCGCGACGAUGAUGGCGUGACUACCAAGGACCUCAGCAAGCAACUUCACUCAAGUGUGCGGACAGGGAGUUUAGAGACGUGUCUUCGGCUGCUGUCUCUUGGCGCUCAGGCCAACUUCUUCCACCCGGAGAAGGGCACUACUCCACUGCAUGUAGCAGCCAAGGCAGGGCAGAUUUUACAGGCUGAAUUACUAGUAGUAUAUGGCGCUGACCCUGGAGCCCCCGACAUCAAUGGACGCACACCCAUGGAUUAUGCCAGGCAGGCUGGUCACAUAGAGCUUGCAGAGCGGCUGGUUGAGUGUCAAUAUGAACUGACUGACAGGCUGGCAUUCUACCUUUGUGGCAGACGCCCGGAUCACAAGAAUGGCCAUUAUAUCAUUCCCCAAAUGGCAGACAGAGCUCGUCCUAAGUGCCCGACACAGAGUCUGGACCUUUCAGAACUAGCUAAGGCUGCCAAGAAGAAGCUACAAGCACUGAAUAACCGGCUGUUUGAAGAGCUUGCAAUGGACGUUUACGACGAAGUGGAUCGCAGAGAAAAUGAUGCAGUGUGGCUUACUACCCAGAACCACAGCACUCUGGUAACGGAACGAAGCGCUGUACCCUUUUUACCAGUCAACCCUGAGUACUCUGCCACACGAAACCAGGGCCGCCAAAAGCUGGCCCGCUUCAAUGCUCGGGAGUUUGCCACACUCAUCAUAGACAUCCUGAGCGAUGCCAAAAGGAGACAGCAGGGGAAAGGUCUCAGCAGCUCAACUGACCCAUUGGACCUUGGCUUUGACGAUGACCAACAUGAUUACGACAGUGUAGCAUCUGAUGAAGACACAGACAGCGAGCUCACAACCCAAAAUAACAACAACACGCAACGCAGUAACCGUGCAAAGAGUAUGGACUCGUCCGAUUUGUCCGAUGGACCCAUCACGCUGCAGGAGUACCUGGAGGUAAAGAAAGCCCUGGCCUCGUCGGAAGCCAAGGUGCAGCAGCUAAUGAAAGUGAACAACAACCUCAGUGAGGAACUCAGACGUCUUCAGAAAGAGAUCACACGGAUGCAGACAGAGAACAGCGUGCUGCGGGGGGGCCAGCAAGCUGGGGGAGCAGCCGGCCAUGGGGUUGGGGGCCCCGGCGGAGGGGGAAACUACUGGCCGGGAGGCGGCAUGCGAGGGGUAAUCGGCGGUGGGGUUAUGAGUGGAUUGGGGACAGGAGUUGAUGCCUCAGUGCUCACGGCACCGUCUUUAGCCACCCCUCAGCCCCAUCUCCAUCGGAGAGACCGCCAGGCUUUCUCCAUGUACGAGCCCGGGGCCGCACCCAACCCCACGACCCUCGGUCCCCCAGCCCUGGACUCCCUGGCAGACCGACUGCAACCCCUGAACCCACCCAGCGUAAGGAAGGGUAGUACGGGUGGUUUAGCACCGUAUGGAGGCCAACAUAUGUCUGGGUCGACAGAGAUGGGACGUUACAUGAUUUCAAAAUCGGAAAAGCACGGCAGUGGCACAGACAGCGAUUAUGACAAUACACACACGUACGAACCCUCGAUAAGUAUGGGUCGCAGCAGCGAAGAGGAAGGGCGUGGGGAGGCUGAAGACAGAGGAGGUGGUGAGAUGAGUGAUCCUGACCCCACUUUACCGUGCACAGAGGAUGUCAUACUGAAGACUGAGCAGGUGACCAAGAACAUCCAGGAGCUUCUCAGGGCUGCUCAGGAGUUCAAACAUGACAGCUUUGUACCAUGUUCUGAGAAGAUCCACUCUGCUGUCACUGAGAUGGCCUCGCUCUUCCCCAAACGACCAGCCCUGGAUGCAGUCCACUGCUCGCUCCGCCUGUUGGCCUCCAGCGCCUCACGGUUACAGGUGGAAUGCCGUAAAGCCGCACCCACGGAUCCGGGUGCACCUGCAGUGGACUACCAGCUCCUCACUCAGCAGGUCAUCCAAUGCGCCUAUGACAUAGCCAAGGCUGCCAAGCAACUGGUCACCAUCACCACUCGUGAGAAGAAACAGUGACGGUGCAAACGCGCAACAAGGCGCUGAGGGAAGAGAUAAGACGGGAUCGUACCAUAGGGGGAGGAGGAGUGACCAAGGGGGUGUUGGGUGCUGUCAGGAAGGAAUAGUAUGGACUCUGCAUGGGAAGGAAGCGUUGAUGGAAUGAGCACAGAGAAAGAAACCAAGUGGGAACUACAGCGUCUAGAAUCAGACGUGUGACAUCAAUGGCUUGAUGCGUGAGACAAACAAGAAAGCGUGGUGAUGUACAGUACAGUGAAGCGCACCCUGACGCCAUCUUAUUUAUUCUCCCCUGUCGCUCGUCAUCCCCCCUUUUAGCCAACAACUGGACCAACAAACGAAGAACAACAACUGUGACAGCCCAUUUUUAUCUUAGUGGACGACGGCCUCGCCACUCUUCUUCUCUGGUUUGCUUUUGUAGAAGGGUUCCAGACUGUUCUUGGAGGUCCACAGCAUGUUCUGUCCGGCAUGUGUCUCCCCCCCCCCUUCUCCUUUGAACGUGCAGAUUUGGGAUGAGUCUGCAUAUCUGAAAACUUACAAAAACACUUAACACUGGAAUAAUUGUGAUUUAUAUUUUUUGUUUAUCAUGUCUAUUGUUUUUUUUUGUAAUGAUAUUUUACUGACUUAUCUUGAUUUAAUUGUUUCACUCAUAAUUCUCAUGUAGUGGCACAGGGAGACAGUGUUUACUGGGAUUUAAUUUAAAAAAACAGCCUGUGAACAGUCCUGAGAGUUUCUCAAGCCUUCCUUUUAACUUAUACAUGCAAUGGACGAGGGUUUUUUUCUGGUUCCAAAAAGACCAAAAUCCCCUUGACUUUGAUCACGAUUUUAAAAAUGAAACCUCAACUGUCACCUCAUGUUUUUGUUUUUGUGUUUCUUUUUUUAAAAGAAACCUCAUUUAACCGAGCCAGUGGAAUCAUCUCAGAAUUAGCCAUUGUGGAAUGAUGCAGCUCAUAACACUUUUCAUCAUAUAUGACAUUUAUUUCACCUUCCGCAUCGGCGUGCAUGAUCAAGGCCAUGUUUUUUUUUUUUUUUCAUGGA
Messenger RNA from Doryrhamphus excisus (bluestripe pipefish), 3745 nucleotides. The record is from RefSeq and is a predicted model, not a curated record. NCBI's taxonomy places the organism in Eukaryota, Metazoa, Chordata, Actinopteri, Syngnathiformes, Syngnathidae.